AUGAACUCCGGUGAUAAGAUUCAAGUCAUAAUUCCAAAAUGGCGUAUUUCGAAGGUGGAGAAUAUUAUUAAGGAAGGAUCAUUUUAUGUACUAGAAAAUUUUGAAAUACUUCCAAAUAAUGAUGCGUACCCGCCAACAAAACACCCUUAUGUUUUGAAGUUUCACGAGUGCACUGCUGUUAGGCCGUCGGGGAUUCUCAAUAUUCCCCAUUACAUUUUUAAUUUCGUCAACUUUAGCGAACUUGCGAGUAAUGCUGAUUACUCUUUGCGCGUGUUUGCAAGACUAAGUUGCCCGCGUGAGAUAUUGCGAGUUGAGCCUAGCAGAGGGGUUACUGCAGUUCGGCAGCUAAACCACGAAGAUGAGAGGCUCAGAGUUGACCGGUUAUGUUAG
Molecule: messenger RNA, 390 nt
Organism: Striga asiatica
Lineage: Eukaryota; Viridiplantae; Streptophyta; Magnoliopsida; Lamiales; Orobanchaceae
Source: the annotation of a GenBank genome assembly